AUGCACCUCAUUUUCCUAGUCACCGUUGCCACCGUUGUCGCGAAGAAUUCGCGUGAGGACAACAAUCGAGGUCUCGAGUGGAAGUCUGUCGAAUCAUCGAACGAGGUCUCCUUAUACGGCCGCGGGAAGCGACAAGUCUACUAUCUCUGCGGCUACUUUCCCAAUCAAUAUCUAAGUUUCAGUCCGUGCAAUAAUAAUUGCAACACGUGCAAUUGCCAAGUCUCAUGCUCGACAACCAUCUACUGUCAGCAGUUCAACAGCAACUGGAAGUGUAUGAGCGGAUGUUGCCGAAUUCCGUAUAAUGAUCCGACCCUUCCGCCACCAGUCACCACAACGACGCCAUCGAAUCCAGUUGCUCCACUAUGCGGCGGCCGCGAAACGUCGGGAGGCUAUUGCCGAGCCGGCCGCCUCUGCGGCUCCGGCUAUUUGUGCACCGACAACAACGUGUGCUGCCGAUGCGCCUACAGCACCAGCAUCGGACCAUGCGUGAACGGCAAAUGUCCGGAGAACACCUAUUGCAGUCCAACGAACAAUUGUUGUCCGUAUUUAGUGAAAUAA
Molecule: messenger RNA, 558 nt
Organism: Caenorhabditis bovis
Lineage: Eukaryota; Metazoa; Nematoda; Chromadorea; Rhabditida; Rhabditidae
Source: the annotation of a GenBank genome assembly